This is a messenger RNA of Cornus florida, 2089 nucleotides long. RefSeq names its product RNA demethylase ALKBH9B-like. The record is from RefSeq and is a predicted model, not a curated record. Gene Ontology annotation, molecular function: demethylase activity; mRNA binding. Bases 183 to 1904 code for a protein of 573 amino acids. The transcript has 6 exons. Gene Ontology annotation, biological process: mRNA catabolic process. NCBI's taxonomy places the organism in Eukaryota, Viridiplantae, Streptophyta, Magnoliopsida, Cornales, Cornaceae.
AAAAGGACUUUGCACGCCUGAGUACGCGUCUUCUCCACGCAUCACGCCAACUAUUGCCUUUUUUGUCCUUUCACACACACACACACCACACACACAAUCGCAAGGAAGAGUUUGUUCCCUCCAUUCUCUGUAAUCUAUCGAACCACCACCGAUUCUCUGAUUUAUUGGUUGGAGAAAACGCCAUGAACGGCCAGCGAACUCGAACGGACGACCCGUUCCUCCUUAACUACAACGCCACCGACUUGCGAAUCGCGUCGGAAUUUCUCUCCAAUUGGCUUCCUUUCCUAUCCAGAGGCCUCUGUGGCCGCUGCACUCGAACCCUCUCAGAUCGCAUUCGAUCCCUUAAACCAGAAUUUGCCGACGAUGUGGAAAUCUUAAACAAAGAAGAGAGAGUUGGGAUUUUGAGUUCAAAUAAUGUGGAUUUGAAUGAGAUUAGUGACAAUUCCGACUCCAAUUCCCUGGGGAGUUGGAAGGAUGGGGCAGAUACGAAUGAUACGGCAGAUACAAAUGGGUGGUUGGACCCUGUUGGUGAGUCCACCUCGACAAGCGGAAUGACAGGCUCCCCAUCACAUGAUGAAAGCUGGAGAGCAAAAAUGUCGUGGGCUGAGAUGGUGCAGGAAGAUGAGCUUGAGGCAGAGGAAGAGAAUGAAUCAAAUGGGCAUGCGCUGUCAGGAGAGGUGAUAAUGGCAGCUAAGGACAGGCUGAAGCCGGAGUUCUCAAUAGAUCGAAGAGAGUACAUCCGGUUUAAUAAUGUUCGGAGGAAGAACGAUUUUAUCUGCUUGGAGAGAGUUAAAGGGAGAUUUGUUAACAUUCUUGAUGGGCUGGAGCUCCACAUGGGGGUUUUCAGUGCUGCGGAGCAGAAGAGGAUAGUUGACUUGGUGUAUUUGCUUGAGGAGAAGGGAAAGAAUGGGGAGUUGAAAGCGCGCACAUAUACUGCACCAGAAAAGUGGAUGAGGGGCAAGGGGCGUGUGACCAUCCAAUUUGGUUGCUGUUACAACUACGCGACAGAUAAAAAUGGUAAUCGCCCAGGCAUCAUGCGGAAUGAAAUUGUGGAUCCUCUACCACAUCUUUUUAAAGUGAUGAUCAGGAGGCUCAUAAGAUGGCAUGUUCUUCCUCCAUCCUGUGUACCUGACAGCUGUAUCGUCAACAUUUAUGAUGAAGGCGACUGCAUACCUCCUCACAUUGACAACCAUCAGUUUGUUCGACCUUUUUGUACUGUUUCAUUUCUGAGUCAGUGUAAUAUAAUCUUUGGAACAAACUUGGAAGUUGUGGGUCCUGGCGAGUUUACUGGUCCUAGCGAAAUCCCCCUGCCCUUGGGAUCUGUCCUUGUAUUAAGUGGAAAUGGGGCCGAUGUGGCUAAGCACUGUGUGUCUGCAGUACCUACUAAAAGGAUAUCAAUUACUUUCCGGAAAAUGGAUCAAUCAAAAUGGCCUAUUGGAUUUGUUCCGGAGCCUGAUUUGCAGGGACUUCAACCCUUGUCCUAUGAAGACAGCACACCAAAAAGUUUGAACAGUUCAAAAUCAAAACUUCUUGUGGACAGACAGGAAGGAAGAAGAGUGCCGGAAGGAAGAAGAGAGAAUAGGAGAGACCAAGCGAGGGGAUCAUCCACAGAGAUAGGCAAUAUGCAGUCAGAGCCUCGUUACUCAACUCGGUAUCAACAAGGGUCCGGUAAUAGGUGGAUAGGCAAUAUGCAAUCAGAGCCUCAUUACUCGACUCGGUAUCAACAAGGGCCCGGUAAUAGGUGGAUAGGCAAUAUGCAAUCAGAGCCUCAUUACUCGACUCGGUAUCAACAAGGGCCCGGUAAUAGGUGGAUAGGCAAUAUGCAAUCAGAGCCUCAUUACUCGACUCGGUAUCAACAACGGCCCGGUAAUAGGUGGAGGUUCAGGGUGAACUUGGACAGGUGAUGGGUGCAUUGGUGCUGGUGUUCAAGCACAUGCCAGCUGGUCUGUGUCAUAUUAUAGUGUUUUAUUAUUCUUAUGGUGUGGCCUUGUACUUGAGGGUUUUACAUCAGUUUUCAUUGUCAAUUCUUUGUACGAACAAUUUAAUGGAUGAAUAAAAAUAUACUAAUAUUUUUGCAUGGUUUUUGCAA